AUGGGAAUUUCAAACGAACUGAUUGUCGUGCGGCUGGGCAACCCGGAUGCGAAAACUCUCUUAUCAGCAUGUCUAUUCCUCAUACUUGCCUACGGAGCAUUGAAGGUCCUCAAGGCAUUAUGGAAUGGCCUCACAGGGCCGUUGGCCAAGAUACCUGGGCCGUGGCUCAAUAGGUUCACGGCUCUGCCCUGGAUGGUGGCAGUCGUCAGAGGCAAGGCGUUUGAGAAGGGAAUCAACUACAACCGUAAAUACGGUGACAUUGUCCGAGUCGCCCCCGAUCUCGUUCUCGUCUCUGACGAAAAGUCCGUCCACCAGAUUCUAGUAGGAAUGGACCUCCGAAAGAGCGUCCUGUAUGAAAAGUUCAGCCAAAACGAAGACGGCGUCACGCUCUUCACCAUGCGAGAUCGGGCGCAGUACCGCACCCGGCGAAGGCUCUUCUCUCAUGGCUUCUCCAUCAGUUACCUCAAGGGCCUUGAGCCGCUGAAGCUGAGUUGUAUUGAGGCGCUCGAGGAGUUCAUCGACAAUCAGUGCGCCCGGGAUGGAGGCGAAACCGUCAUUGAUGCUUGGAACCUCAUGGGCCGCCUGGCGUCCGACAUCAUGAGCGCAACUGCGUUUGGGGGCUCGUUUGAGUUGGUGAAGAAUGGAGAGCAUCCUAUCCGCAAGAAGUUCUCUGAGAGCUUUAAGAGGGGCACAAUUGUAAGUGUCACUCCAAUUGGUGGCGAGACGAAAUGGCUAACGAUUGGCGGGGAAAAGUAUCAACUCCUGCCCUUCUUGAAGUAUAUCCCCUUCCUACCCAAAUUCCGGGAUCCCGAACUUGCUCAACUCAUCAGUGAUAUCAUCGAAAAGAGGCAAGCGUCGACCGACAAGCUGGCCAAGCCUGACCUGCUACAGCUCCUCCUCGACACACAUGAAAAGAACCCAGAGACAUUGUCGCGUAUCGAGGUGUUUUCCGAGAUGCUCGUCUUUUGGCUAGCGGGCAGCGAGACGACCGCUAGCACGCUCACAUUCGCAAUGAUGUUCUUGCUCAAUGACCCCCCUUCCUACCAAAAACUUGUCAACGAGAUUCGGGGGAGGUUUCCGUUAUCGAAUUCGCCGGUUUCAGACGACCAAACGACGGACUUGCCGUUCUUGCACGCUGUUUUGAAAGAGACAAUGAGGCUUGCUCCUCCGGCAACUGGUGGGCUUCAAAGACAGACUGAUGAAGAUGCGAUUCUGUCUGAUCACUUGAUCCCAGCUGGGACUAGAGUGACUGCAAACACCACCGUACUGCACUGGGAUGAGAAGCAGUGGCCUGACGCAGAGAAGUUCGUUCCCGAGAGAUGGCUGUCUGACUACAAGGGCACGGCCGCCAACGAAAGAACGGCAUACUACCCCUUUUCUGCGGGAUCGCGGAACUGUAUUGGAAAACAGUAA
Messenger RNA from Colletotrichum paranaense, 1413 nucleotides. RefSeq lists its product as uncharacterized. Lineage: Eukaryota; Fungi; Ascomycota; Sordariomycetes; Glomerellales; Glomerellaceae. The transcript has 4 exons. Gene Ontology annotation, molecular function: monooxygenase activity; heme binding; oxidoreductase activity, acting on paired donors, with incorporation or reduction of molecular oxygen. The record is from RefSeq and is a predicted model, not a curated record. The coding region runs from base 1 to 1413 and encodes 470 amino acids.